CAACAAAUUGCAAAUUAACUUAGCUAGUUUUGGUACUGGAGAGAGAAUUAAGAGAAGGAAGCUCAGUCACUGAAAAUCCCCAAAAAUCAAGAAAAAAAAUGAGAUGAAAAAAGUUUGAAUAUCCAUCAAUUUUCUCUCCAUUACCCCCAAUCUCUCCUCCAAAGAUCCGAUCAGAUCUCUCCUCUUUUUUGCUUUUUCUCUCUCUCUCUCGACCUGUACAUGUAUAUAUAUGUAUUCUUUGUGUCUAUUCAUCUAGGGAUUUUUCAUUUCGGUUCCGUUUAGAUUGCAUGCAUACAUAUCGGCAAGGCUAAUAAUUGUUGUUGGGUAUCUGGGGCUCCAUUCUUUGAUUCUGUGGAAAAAAUUAGGGCCUUUUGGAUUUGUUCAGGGGGAAUUUGGCAGAUCGUGAGCUAGGGUUUGGAGAGUCGCGAAGGUUAAAAUCGUGGUAUGUGAGUGCGUGUAUGAGGAUUUGGUGUUUUACAUGUUUUGGAGAAAAGGAAGAAGAUUGUACCAGUAGUACUAAAGAGAUGAGUGAGGGCAUUUUGGGAAAUGUGAUUGACGGUGGCGGUGAAGCUGCUCCUUCUUCUGCUGCUGCUGCUGGUGGUGGUGGUGGUAAUGAUGAUAUGGAGAAUGAUGAAUCUGAGGGUUUUGGAUUAGGGCUUCAUUCCUGGGGUGGUACUGGUGCUGGUGUCGUUGCUGGCGGUGCCAAUGAGGACGGUGGAGGGGGGUUGAGUGAUGGGGGGAAUGGGGAUUUGGAAAAUGAGGGCUUCUUUGAAGUCGUGAAUUGGCGGCAUUUUGAUCAAUUGGAGAAGGAUAGUUGUAAAAAGGGCAUAAAGGAGGUAAAUUUACAAUUGGGGCUCAGUGAUGAGCCUUCUUCGUCAUCGGCAUUGUUUUCUGCUGCAUUGGAUAGGGAGAAUUGUGACCGCGAUUCUCAUAAUAAGCGGCCAAAAGUUCAAUCUUUUUCUUUGGACUGGGGUACACAUUUCGACAAUGAGGUGUCUUAUCUUCCUCUCAUGUGCAAGGAUGGCAGUGUUGAUUAUAAGCCUGAUUCUGGUGGCACCAUUGAUGAUGAAGGAAAUGAUAGCAGUACCUCAAAAGCCGAAGAUUUAGAAGCUAGGAUGGAUCUUACUGAUGAUUUAUUGCAUAUGGUUUUCUCUUUCUUGGAUGACAUUAAUCUUUGCCGAGCUUCAAGGGUCUGUAGGCAGUGGAGGGCAGCAAGUUCUCAUGAAGACUUCUGGCGACGCUUGAACUUUGAGAACAGGCCUAUAUCCCCUGCUCAAUUUGAGGACAUGUGUCAGCGGUAUCCAAAUGCUACUGAUGUAAAUAUUUAUGGAACCCCUUCCAUUCACUUGCUUGUGAUGAGAGCAGUUUCUUCAUUAAGAAAUCUUGAGAAGUUGACCCUGGGCAAAGGCCAAAUAGCAGAGAAUUUCUUCCAAGCUCUGCCUGAGUGCCAUAUGUUAAAAACUUUGGCUAUCAGUGAUACUGCUCUUGGAAAUGGUAUUCAGGAGAUCCCAAUUUACCAUGACCACUUGCAUACCCUUGAGAUUGUCAAGUGUCGUGUUCUCCGUGUUGCUAUCAGGUGCCCGCAACUUCAGAAGUUGUCACUGCAACGUAGUAGCAUGCCUCAUGCUGUGCUUAAUUGCCCCCUUCUGCGUGAGCUCAAUAUAGCUUCGUGUCACAAGCUUUCAGAUGCAGCAAUUCGAUCUGCGGCCACUUCCUGCCCUCUUUUGGAAUCCUUGGAUAUGUCAAAUUGUUCAUGUGUUAGUGAUGAUACGCUGCGUGAAAUAGCUUUGACUUGUGAAAAUCUCCACAUUCUUAAUGCAUCAUACUGCCCAAACAUCUCUCUUGAGUCUGUAAGACUGCCGAUGUUGACAAUUCUUAAGCUUCAUAGCUGUGAGGGGAUUACUUCAGCUUCAAUGGCCGCCAUAGCUCAUAGCUAUAUGUUAGAGGUGCUCCAGCUUGAUAAUUGCAGUCUACUUACAUCAGUAUCCUUGGAUCUUCCUCGCUUGAAGAACAUAAGCCUAGUACAUUGUCGCAAAUUUAUUGAUUUGAACCUGCGAAGCAGUAUGCUCUCAUUGAUUACGGUUUCUAAUUGUCCCUCUCUUCAAAGAAUCAACAUCACAUCAAAUACUCUUAAAAAAUUAGUUUUGCAAAAGCAAGAAAGCUUGACCUCAUUAGCAUUGCAAUGCCAGUGCUUGCAAGAAGUUGACCUUACAGAAUGUGAAUCUCUUACAAAUUCCAUUUGCGACGUUUUUAGUGACGGUGGUGGCUGCCCUUUGCUGAAGUCUUUGAUUCUUGAUAACUGCGAGAGCUUGACAAAAGUGGGCUUCUGCAGUUCUUCUUUGGUUACUCUCUCUCUGGCCGGUUGUCGUGCUAUUACUUCUCUUGAACUCAAAUGUCCUUAUCUCGAGCAAGUAUCAUUGGAUGGAUGUGAUCAUCUUGAAAAAGCAUCAUUUUGCCCUGUUGGUCUCAGGUCCCUCAAUUUAGGAAUAUGUCCCAAAUUAAAUGUGCUUAAUGUUGAAGCACCACAAAUGGCAUUGCUUGAAUUGAAGGGUUGUGGAGUAUUAUCUGAAGCAUCCAUUAAGUGUCCAUUACUGACUUCUUUGGAUGCUUCCUUUUGCAGCCAACUGAAGGAUGAUUGCUUGUCUGCCACCACUGCUUCAUGCCCUCUGAUUGAAUCAUUAGUGCUAAUGUCAUGCACAUCUGUUGGCUUGGAUGGACUUUUAUCUCUGCAUUUGCUUCCAAAUUUGACAUGCCUAGACUUAUCCUACACUUUCUUGGAUAAUCUGCUGCCUGUAUUCGAGUCCUGUUCACAUUUGAAGGUCUUAAAAUUGCAAGCUUGCAAGUAUCUCGCAGACUCUUCAUUGAAGCCUCUAUAUAAUGAAGUUGCUCGUGCCCUUCCAGCCUUGUAUGAGUUGGAUUUGUCAUAUGGGACCCUCUCUUGGUUGGCUAUUGAGGAGUUGCUUGCCUGUUGCACACAUCUAACACAUGUUAACUUAAGUGGAUGUGUUAAUAUGCAUGAUUUGGAUUGGGGUUUUGGUGGUAACGAGAUUCUUGAGCAGCCUAGACCUGAUGGAUUGUCAGAUGAAAAUAAACAACCCCAUCGUUUGCUGCAGUACCUUGACUGUGUAGGCUGUCCAAAUAUUAAGAAGGUUGCCAUUCCUCCUACAGCACAGUGUCACUAUUUGUCGUCAUUGAACCUUUCACUGUCAACCAAUUUGAAGGAAAUAGAUGUUGCUUGUUGCAAUUUACGCAUUCUCAAUUUGAGCAACUGCAUUUCUUUGGAAACCUUAAAGCUCGACUGUCCAAGAUUGACCAGCCUCUCUCUUUUGUCCUGCAACAUUGAUGAGGAAGCGCUUGAAGCUGUCAUGUCGUGUUGUAGCAUGUUGGAGACGCUUGAUGUCCGUUGUUGCCCAAAGAUCCGAAUGAGCGUGGAACAGUUACAUGCGGCAUACCCAAGCUUAAAGCGCAUAUAUUGAGCAGCCUUGUACCCUAAAUAGCGUCAAAAAGAUAGGUGCGUCAUAUUGAGCAGUUGCUUUGCUGUGCUAAGGGUGUCUGGGGUGUCAACAAAUUUUAGUCAUUUGUGUUGCAUCCAUCUGUAUAGUAAAUGCGCUCUCUUUGUUAGGAAGUCGUUUGUGUGUUGUGCUACAACUGUCAUUGUGUAAGAGCUGCAAUAAACUAUCUUUAUCAUUUAUGUGGAAGCUUUUUAUCCCAUC
Messenger RNA from Coffea eugenioides, 3713 nucleotides. RefSeq names its product F-box/LRR-repeat protein 15. The record is from RefSeq and is a predicted model, not a curated record. The transcript has 17 exons. Lineage: Eukaryota; Viridiplantae; Streptophyta; Magnoliopsida; Gentianales; Rubiaceae. Bases 459 to 3476 code for a protein of 1005 amino acids. Gene Ontology annotation, molecular function: protein binding.